Molecule: messenger RNA, 3475 nt
Organism: Cyprinus carpio (common carp)
Lineage: Eukaryota; Metazoa; Chordata; Actinopteri; Cypriniformes; Cyprinidae
Product: protein phosphatase PTC7 homolog
Source: RefSeq, a predicted model, not a curated record
GUCAUGUGACCUCAGGACCCGUAUGUGCUUGUCUCCGUAACACUGGAGAACGCGAGAUGAUGUCGGAUGGGACGGAGUGUACUGGAGUAACUUUGUCUGUUAAAUCCGCCAAGACAUAAAACAGCCACACAGCACACGCUCCCGGCACUCACUGAAGAAAGGAGGCUUGCAUCACUCUUAAAGCGGCUCGCUUCGGCUCGUGUGUUUGGUCUGCGGCGCGCGGAGCCGGAUGUCGGCGCACAGAGGCGGACCCUAGAGAGACGGAGACGGGCUCGGCAGCUGCGCGCUUACCGCAUACCGUCGGGGAUGUUAUCGGUACUCUCCUAUGGCAGGAUCGUGGCCAGGGCUGUCCUGGGCGGACUCUCGCAGACGGACGGCAGAGAUUACAGCCUGGUCACGGCCAGCUGCGGCUUCGGAAAGGACUUUCGGAAGGGGAUCCUGAAGAAGGGCAUGUGCUACGGCGACGACGCCUGCUUCAUCGCCCGGCACAAGUCCGCGGAUGUCCUCGGUGUUGCGGAUGGCGUCGGGGGCUGGAGGGAUUACGGCGUGGAUCCGUCGCAGUUCUCCGCCACCCUGAUGAGGACGUGUGAACGUCUCGUGAAGGAGGGCCGCUUCACUCCCAGCAGCCCCGUGGGCAUCCUGACCUCCGGCUACUAUGAGCUCCUGCAGAACAAAGUACCGCUGCUGGGGAGUAGCACAGCUUGUAUAGUCGUUCUGGAUCGUCGGAGUCACAGGAUACACACUUGUAAUCUGGGAGACUCCGGCUUCUUGGUGGUUCGGGGUGGAGAGGUGGUCCAUCGGUCAGACGAGCAGCAACACUACUUCAACACACCCUUCCAGCUGUCCAUAGCCCCGCCGGGGGCAGAGGGCCUGCUGUUGAGUGACAGUCCUGAGGUGGCAGAUAGCGCCUCCUUUGAUGUCCAGUUAGGGGACAUUAUUUUAACCGCUACUGACGGCCUCUUCGACAACAUGCCUGACUACAUGAUCCUGCAAGAACUCAAGAAACUUAAGAACACCAACUAUGAUAGUAUCCAGAAGACUGCCCGCAGCAUCGCUGAACAGGCCCACGAGUUGGCCUAUGACCCCAACUACAUGUCCCCUUUCGCCCAGUUUGCCUGUGACAAUGGGUUGAAUGUAAGAGGGGGGAAGCCUGACGACAUCACAGUGCUUCUGUCCAUCGUGGCAGAAUACACAGACUGAGCUCGCUCUUCUCUUACACCUGUGUCUUCCACCCCUGCCCUCUUGCACUGCUCCCCAUCUCACAUCUCACAUCUCCCCUUUCCAUUCUUCCAUCUCUCGAGUAGAUCUCCAGUCAACGCAGGGAGGAGGAUAGUGUGAACUCGUUGGUGUGGGUGGUGAUGCAAGCGGUACAAACUGUCCAAAAUUGAUGACCUCACUUUUGUCCAAAAGGAUUUUGGGAAUCUUCAACCUGUGUUGUGAAUGAGUCAUUUCUAGUUUUCCAAAGGGGAAGGAGAGCCAUGCAUUACCCACAAAAAGUGGUUUCUUUUUGAAGAAGCUGUUAUAUUCACUCGUGUAGUUUGUGCAAAUGAAAAGUUGUUGUUAAAUGCUUGGUUGUCUAUGUCUUGAGAGAGAAUUUAAGCUUCUCUGAAGUCUAUAUGAGCUGGAGUGCCUCUGUGUUUGUGUGUGUACGUGUAUAACAUGUCCUGUUUGGUUGUCGGUCAACUUUGGUUAAGCUGUAACAGAAAGGUAGGUUAAAGUUCAGAAAGAGGCCAGGCUAGAUUUAAACCUGUUGGGAAAUGCAAGUGCUGGUUAGUUCUGUUCAGACAGAAUAUCUGCCUCUAGUUAGACAACCUUCCCCUACACUGUCACUUUGUGAGGUCACGGAUGAUGGAUUGCAAGUCCAAAGGUAUGAAGGAGAUGGGCUAUAAAUGUACAGCUUGUGUAUGGUUCUAUAAGAUCGAGACUUAACUGCACAGACAUCACAGACUUAGUCAGGGUCGUGCCAUAUUUAAGUUUUCACAGGAAUGAAAAUGAGGCUGUGAGGGACAGAAGUACAGCGCUUUCAGUGGGUUGUACUGUUGUUUAACUACAUGCUGAUGAAACAUCUUUCCAAAAAACAUUCAGUAGAUGAAAACUCUAUAAAACAGUUUUUAAAGUUGUGAUUUGGUGAAAAUUACCUAAUCUAGGACCUUUAUAUAUUGCAUGCCUUUAUAAAAUCUAUCCUUCACAUCCUUGUUUUCAAUAUGGCGUCAAACCUGAUGAAGGUCUGUACCAGAGAAUGUCACAAUCUGCUGAUAGACAGAUAGACAGCUCACGGGGACAGUGGAUGUUGACUGUGAAUGCGUGUUGGAUGUAUAUUUACAUGACUUCACCUCUCGACCCUCAGAGUUUGAAAGUCUACACGCACAAAUGGCUAGCAUCUGGCAAUGCUUUUCAUGAAUUGGAAGGUCAGGUAUAUAAAAAAAAAAGUUUUAUUUUUAUAAAUAUUUAGCUUUUAGUAGAAAAGAUUUAACAGAAUGCAGAAUUUAGGGAGCGCUGGUCUUUACGGAUCGACUGUAAGGCCCUUCAGCGUUUUCUAUGCUCCCUAGCAAGGCUUGGGUUAUUUUUUUAACUGAAGGGUAUCUAACGCUUUUUGUUUUUUUCCAGUGUCGCUCUAAAUUGGUUCUAGAGAACUUUUUCACAUUCAUGUGCUGCUUUAAUUUUGUAAAUUAUAAAUGUGUGAGUGACUACAUUAUUUAUAUGAAUGUUUUUACCUGUACAAUAAAAAAUGGGUGACUGAUGGGGAUUUUAUUUCACAAAAGUGACAAUUCAUGCAGACCGUUGAGUGUGAUUGGCUUGCAGUCUUUGGAUAAAAUGGAACACUGAUUCUAUGAAAAGCAUUAACUAUACAUAAGUUAUAUUUUUGUCCAGUUUAUUGAGGUUGGAGAAAAUUGUAAUAUUGUUGAUAUUGUGCAUGCCCAGGAUGGCAAACCUCAGUCAAGUAUGCAUUCAAUUGGGUAGAAAUGACUGAUAUAUGUAUAGCCCAUGAAUAAAUGUGCUUUUAAGCUUUAUAUUUGAAAUCCUGUGUAACUAAACAUGGAGGUUUGCCAUCCUGAUAUGUCCCACAAAGGCAUGGCUCUACAGACAAAGAGGACUAUAAUCAAGUCCUCAGUUGUGCCUGCAACACAGUUUGACCAGAACUGUGGUCUCUUAUUACGUGUGACAUCUUGUGGGUUGUGUUCAUGUUGAAAUUAACAUCUCGAUCCACAUUGUGUAAUCGGUAAAGAAAACCAAAGCACGAAAGCCAUAAGACCAUUAUGACCAAUGUAUUCUCACCCAACGUCUCACUGUCAUCUACAAAGACUGCAGAUGAAUUGUUAAAUGUUGAGAGCAUCUGCCAGAAUCACCAACGUGUCCCAUGUCUGCUUUUCUUUAUAAAUAAAUGAAAUGGAAAUCAACUAAGCCAGUCAUGUGUAACGAUUAUUAAGAUCAGUUGAGUACUUGAUGAUUAAAAAUGUGUGAUAUAGGUCGAAAA